ACAGAUUCCCUCGGUGUGUUUCCGCCCCUGACGUCAGCGCACGAGUCCUUCCUCCAGGCGAGGGGAAGCGUUUAUGAUCUCCGGUGCAUGGAUGUCUGAAUAGCGCCUCCUGCACACAGAAAACAAGUCCCACAAAGUAUUUCCAGCAGGACACUGACGACCUCUUUCUCAGUUUACGCAAACCUCUUUCUUCCAAAGAGGCAGCAGUGUGUGUGUGUGGUGUGUGUGUGGUGUGUGUGAGGGAGUGUGUGUAUGGUGUUUGGGUGUUUGUAAGUAAUGGACCAGCAAAGACAGCGUGCUCUCUCCACAUCGGGGGAAACACUGUACCAGGUUCUGGGGGUUACUAAGAAUGCCUCACCAGAUGACAUCAAAAAGUGCUACAGGAAACUAGCUCUGAAGUUUCACCCAGACAAAAACCCUGAUAACCCAGAAGCAGCGGAGAAGUUUAAGGAGAUAAACAAUGCUAAUGCCAUCCUCACUGAUCCCACUAAACGCAACAUCUAUGACCAGUACGGUUCUCUGGGCCUCUACGUGGCUGAGCAGUUUGGCGAGGAGAACGUUAACACGUACUUUGUGCUGUCCAGCUGGUGGGCCAAAGCGCUGUUCGUCUUCUGCGGCAUUGUGACGGGUUGCUACUGCUGCUGCUGUCUGUGCUGCUGCUGUAACUGCUGCUGUGGGAAGUGUAAACCACGACCUCCUAUGGAACACGAUCCUGAGUUUUAUGUCUCCCCGGAGGACCUGGAGGCUCAGAUGAAAGCGGAUGAGAGAGACGGUGAUCCCAUCGUCGUGCAGCCUUCCUCAGCUACAGAAACCACUCAGCUGACAGCAGACGGUCACCACACCAGCUACCGCACCGACACUGGACUCAACUAGACGACUCCCUCUCUUUCCCUCCUCUAGAACACCAGACCAGCAGAGGGAGCCAUCCUGCGUCCUCCACCCAGGGACUGCUGAGAGGGCUGGACGAGUGGACAGGUGUCUGUCUGUCUCUGCUGUGAAAUGUCAAAGCUCCCAAAGCUCAGGCUUGCCUCUGCACAUGUAAAGGAGCAAGGUUUUAUUUUUCCUUUGCAUUUUUUUUCUUUUUCAGUCCAAAAACACAGCCUGUUUGACACACUUUCUCACGUACGCGCGUCCCACGCACAGUCCCACACACGCAGCCUCAUCAGUCUUGUAUUUCUGUAGAUAUAGAUCAUGUUCAGUCUGAUGCAUUCAAAUGCAUUCAUCUUGAACUAAUGCGUAGUUCUUAAUAAGUAGUGUCCUCGUUUUACUUGGACGUCCAAAUAUACAAUUUAUUUAAUUUAUUAACCUACAGUUGAAAGACAAAUCUCUGGAAUCUAAAUGACUAAAUUAUUGAUUCUUACUAAUAAUGUUAUGAACUUCAAUAUUAAGUAUCUUAGGUUUUUACAUUGAUUUUGUCAACACAGCAACCGAAUACCUUUGCAUGUGUAUUGAAUAUAGAAAUGGCUAACCACGUAACCACAUUUUAGUUUAAAUGUCUUUUGUUUUCCUGGUUUAAUGCAAAAUUUAGCAAAGAAUAGUGUACACUGCCCAUUGUCUAUGCAGCCUGCAUUUAUUAUACCGCAUUUUUAUAUCUUAGUAGAGACCACAUGUUCCCUCAAAGAUAGGAAUAUCUGACAGUUUUCACCUUGUGGGGACAUUUGGCUGGUCUCCAUGAGGAAAAUAGUUUUUUAAACCCAUCUGUUUUAUUUAAAAGUCAGAAAGAGCCAAAGGCUUUCUUUUGGAUAAGGUUGUUAAAGUUAGGGUUAGAUUUAGGUGUAAGCAUAGCAUUAAUUAGUUGCAUUAAUAAUUGUCAGUGGAUGGUCCUCACAAGGAUAGUAUAACAAACAAGUGUGUGUGUGUGUCUGCUGUAAUAGAAAUACAGUGCCAUCUUGCCAUCAUGUUGAAGUAUUAGGACAGUAAACUAAUUUUUGACUGUGUAUCAUGUUGGAAUUUUAUGUCCAAGUCCAUAGUUUUAUAAGGGUGUAAGUGAGCUGUGUCUUUCACUGACAUUUACCAACCAGUUCACUAAAUAAAUGUCUGGGAAAGAACAGCAGUAUCUAUUUUUCUUUUAACUUUAAAUUCUUUUUGGUAAAAAUAAUCACUUACCCACACUCUCCCAAAACAUAAGUGAGACAUAACAUAAGCUGCAUGUCUUUUUGUUUUCCAAAGGUCCGUAGGUCACAGGGGAAAGUGUGUGGUUGUGUUUUCAGAUGUUCAAAUACAUAAUGUCUCAAUAGUUGUUAUCAUAUUAACAUGUAGUUCCCUCAUAGUACAAGGACAAACAGAAUUAAUUGAAUUGUGUAAGAUGAAUUUCACAAUUCCUGUAGUUCAUAUAUAGAAGGUAUACAAUUGUGUAAUCGCAAAGGAUGCGUGUGUGUGUGGGGGUGUGGGUGUGUGUGUGUGUGUGUGUGUGUGUGUGGGUGGGUGUGUGUGUGUGUUUUGGGGGGGCGGGGGAGUGGUGUACGUUGGGGUUGGGUGAUGCCUCAGCGGUAUGUGGAUAUGUGGAAACAGUAAUAUCAUUACUGCCACACGGUUAUGUUACUCAGUCAUGACUCUGCUUCUGUGGUCUGUAUACUCUUCCCUCUGCUCUCUCUCUUUGUCUUAUCUCUCACCCCUUUAGUGUUGUUUCUCUGAGGACAAAUAUCAUUUAUAAAUACCUCUGAAAAUGUAUAUUCAGAACUACUCAUCACCCCAUGUCCCUUCUGUUAAGGGCAUUUCCAGUUCAGUAGAAAUGGAUUUCAGUUGCAUUAAUAAUGAUGUGAAAUUUUAAUGCAUCAUUUGUUUCAUUAAUGUUUUCUAAAAGAGCUGAAGUGUCUGCAUGCUUAUUUUUUUCUCACACAAUGGAAGGAAAACACUGAUUGUUUACUGGAAUAUAUUUUAUGUAAGCAUAAAACAAAUCAUAACUUAUUAAAAUAGAAUAAUCCAAAAUGAAUUACUAAAUUUCUUUCAUCUGUGUAAGGAGUAUGUGUAAUGUUAGACCUAUUUUGUGUAGUUUAUUUUGAGUUAAAUGUACUUGCUUAGAUUUUAAUUAUGUGUACAUAUCACAACUGUUGUCUAGCUUAGUAAUAUUCUUUAUGCUUAUAAGGGAAUCACAAAGUCAAAUUCCGUCACAUCUUCAUUUUAUCAUGAUGUCUAAAUCCAAACCCCACUAAAUGGCGAGUCCUAAUAUGAAAGCAUUGACCACAAAAUGAUCACGAAAGUGUGACCCAUCAAAUCUACACAUUUUGGUCAAAUUCCCGAAGGACACUUUUCUGUUACAUUUAUGUAGUGUAUAUUUCUCUUUAUCUAGAUGAUGAAGCAUCAGUUCAGCAGUGUCUGUAUAAAAGCAUUGAAGAAAAUCAAGCAAUCACCUCCCCAGAUUCUUACAGACUGUAAGAAGUGGCAACGUAGAGACAGUGUGAUAUAAUAAUUUAUUUUCGUAUGCUUUUAAAAAAUAGUUCUAAUGAUGUGUGUAUGGAUGUGGCCAUUCAGCUAAAUGGCUGAGUUGUUUUGUACUGUGGAGCUGUAUCUGUUAAGUUGCUGGUUUUUCAUUGUAUCAGGGAUACCGUGCGCAAGAGAGAUGUGAUCUGUUCAUUUCCUGUUGUAUAAUAAAUGUUUCUGAAUCCUA
Pangasianodon hypophthalmus (striped catfish) is the source of this 3607-nucleotide messenger RNA. RefSeq names its product DnaJ (Hsp40) homolog, subfamily C, member 5ab (gene dnajc5ab). Gene Ontology annotation, biological process: regulation of synaptic vesicle cycle. Lineage: Eukaryota; Metazoa; Chordata; Actinopteri; Siluriformes; Pangasiidae. The record is from RefSeq and is a predicted model, not a curated record. The transcript is spliced from 5 exons. Gene Ontology annotation, cellular component: intracellular membrane-bounded organelle; presynapse; membrane. Bases 277 to 873 code for a protein of 198 amino acids.